AUGGCUUGCGAAGAGGAGGUAAACAAGCUGAAGGAGCAGGUCACCUGCGCCCUGUGCGGCCUCCUCUUCAAGGACCCAGUGACCAUGGGCUGCGGCCAUACAUCCUGCAAGGAGUGCGUGGCCAAGCUGGUCGUCACCAAGGAUGGCAAGGUGACCUGUCCGACCUGCUCGAAUGACUGCUCUCCCAUCGACAUCGUGGACAAUGAGUUGGCUGCCAAGUUGGUCGAGACCCUCAAGAAGAUCCUGGAGCUAAGCCCGUCUGAAAGCAACUUCUGCGAGAAGCACAACCUGCCCUACACCGUCUUCUGCCUGGAUGACAUGCAGCUGAUGUGUGACAAGACGGCCAAAGAGCACCCAAACUGCCGCACCAUCCCCAUCAAGGAGGCCGCCGAGCGCUUUAAGAAUGAUGUUAUUGACUUUCUGUUCCCACCACCAAUGCCCCCUCCCAGCCUACAGAAGGCAAACUUGUGCCUUGCAGACAGUAGACAGGCUUUAGGCAGACGAGAGGAAAAGCUCCAGCAAGCCUUGGAAUUCCUGGAAAAACAAGCAAAAGAAAAUGCAGGGCGUGAUGAGCAAAUGAACCUCGUAGACCUGAAGAACCAAGGAGACGUCGUCCGGGAAAAGAUCGAAAAUGCUUUCAACGCUCUGCGGAAGUUUCUGGAGAAGGAACAAGUUACCAUCCAGGGGCAGGUCGAGAUGCAAGAGGAACAUUUCCUGCAGCAACUGGAAGAAAGCACCACUCAAAGUGGAGUGAAUCCCGUCACCGUCGAUCACUUGAUCUCAGACAUUAAAAAGAAAUUACCGCAGGAAGAUAUUCCAUUGCUUAAGAACAUCGGCACGAUAUUUGACAAGUCAGGAAACCUAUUGAAGAAGCCCAAGGAAUUACCAAUAGAUCUGAGCCAGGGUGGAUUUAAUGUCCCUCUGCAGUAUGCCGUGUGGAAGAGGAUGUUCAAACAUAUUGAACCAGUUCCGAUGCUACUGACCCUUGACCCGCUGACGGCCAAUGCCCACCUCAUCCUGUCCGGGGAUGGCACCGAGGUGAAGGUGGGAGAGAAGCAGGAGGAUAUCCCUGACAACCCGGAGCGUUUCAGUCGCUGGCUCAGCGUGCUGGGCUCGGAGGGUUUCUCAUCGGGCAGGCACAGCUGGGAGGUGGAUGUGGACGAAAGCACGGUCUGGCAACUGGGUGUCGCCAAGGCUUCGGUGCCCAGGAAGAGGGGCUUUGCGCCCUUCCACUGGCAGGAGAGCCGCAAGUUCUUCACGCCGGAGCCCCAGGCCGGGGUGUGGGCCCUGGCUCUGCAAGACGGAGAUUACACAGCCCUCACCUCGCCCCCCAUCGAGCUCCAGAUCAAGGACAAGCUGAGGAGGGUCGGGGUCUUCCUGGACUACAGCGCGGGCCAGGUCUCCUUCUACAACGCCGAUGACGUGUCCCACCUCUACACCUUCAAGGACACCUUCACCGAGACCAUCUUUCCCUACUUCUACAUUGCCCACAAGGGGGAUACUCUGAAACUCAUCACCCUGGGCCUGUAG
Rhincodon typus (whale shark) is the source of this 1530-nucleotide messenger RNA. RefSeq names its product E3 ubiquitin-protein ligase TRIM39-like. The record is from RefSeq and is a predicted model, not a curated record. The transcript has 7 exons. Lineage: Eukaryota; Metazoa; Chordata; Chondrichthyes; Orectolobiformes; Rhincodontidae. Gene Ontology annotation, molecular function: protein binding. The coding region runs from base 1 to 1530 and encodes 509 amino acids.